AUGGAACACAAACCUCCUAAGGACCACGGCCCAGUCAUCGAAGUUCGCGUUCACGAGCCAGAAAUUAGGAAUAAGUAUCAGGGAGAAGUGCUAGCCGUUGGAAAUACGUUGUACCAUAUGCCGGCAUGGCGACAGAGUCUGAACGACGGGAUGGCCAAUACAGGGGAGUACUCACCGCCCAAGAAAAAAUCGUCCAAACACAAGUCCGGCCAUCGUGACCGACCACCAAAGGAACCUAUGCCCAAUGCAUUUAUUCACUCCAAAGAGCAGGUAACAGUACAUAUCAAAAUAGUGUUUUUGAAAGUGGGUGAAAUCGACACCAUUAAAGAACACUACAAUGCUGAUAUCUUUCUUCAAGCUCGAUGGAGAGACCCCUCACUAGAUGGCGCUACGAAAAAGGAUAGCGAUAAAGUUGACUGGUCCAACAUCUGGACGCCUCGCAUCCACGUUCAAAACGCACUGGGAGAACCCAAGAUCUCCACCUGGCGGGAAAUUAAGACCGAUGAAAGCGGCCACGCCUACGUGUUGGAGAAGCGCCGCUUGGCGGGGACAUUUGCAGAAAACCUGGAGUUAAAACAGUUUCCUUUUGAUACGCAGGAUCUGUCCGUGUUUGUGAUUUCUGAGUUACCGGAAGCAGAAGUAGAUCUUGUAGAAGAAGAUAAAGAAAUGAGCAUCGUGAACGCUCAGAGCUUUAUUGAUGCUCAGGAAUGGAAACUUUACGAACACAUCGAGUCCUUCCAGCAGCCAACGAGCAAAGAGUUCGUCAAUUCCAGAUACAAACACUCAGGCAUUCUCCUUCAGUGUCGCGCUUCGCGAAAACCAGGCUUCUUCAUGUGGAAUAUUCUCCUAAUUACGGCUUUAAUAUGCACCCUGUCGUUUUGUACAUUCGCCGUGAGUCGGGACAAGCCCCAGAACCGCCUUCAGUUGUCCUUUACGCUCGUCCUAACCGCUGUGGCUUUCAAGUUCGUCCUCAGUCAAAGUCUACCAAAAAUAUCGUAUCUCACGUAUCUGGAUGUGUACGUGUUGCUGUCUAUGGUCCUGUUGUAUGUAGUCUGUAUUUGGCACGCCGUCAUCAGUUUCGCUACCACUGAUGUUCAACUUGCCGAGAAAAUGGAUUUUAUAGCUUUCAUCGUCUUAAUUGCCUGCUAUUCCGUCUGCCAAAUUUCCUUCGUGAUCAAUGUUUAUUUUCAAGCUUUAAGACGAAGAAGAACGAUGAAUCAAAAAGACAGCGCUUACAGGGAGAAAGCACGUCGUCUUUUCGGAGGAGAGUAUAACGAGAAGAGGAAGUCCAUGCGAAGUUUUAUUGAUCGCCGAACAAACUGA
This is a messenger RNA of Liolophura sinensis, 1323 nucleotides long. RefSeq names its product cys-loop ligand-gated ion channel-like. Gene Ontology annotation, biological process: monoatomic ion transmembrane transport. Gene Ontology annotation, molecular function: extracellular ligand-gated monoatomic ion channel activity; transmembrane signaling receptor activity. NCBI's taxonomy places the organism in Eukaryota, Metazoa, Mollusca, Polyplacophora, Chitonida, Chitonidae. The transcript is spliced from 8 exons. Bases 1 to 1323 code for a protein of 440 amino acids. Gene Ontology annotation, cellular component: membrane. The record is from RefSeq and is a predicted model, not a curated record.